This is a messenger RNA of Hyalella azteca, 957 nucleotides long. RefSeq lists its product as uncharacterized. The transcript is spliced from 8 exons. Lineage: Eukaryota; Metazoa; Arthropoda; Malacostraca; Amphipoda; Hyalellidae. The coding region runs from base 77 to 862 and encodes 261 amino acids. The record is from RefSeq and is a predicted model, not a curated record.
GAAAUUUUUCUUGCUUUAAUUCCAUGUUAAUUCCUUAUUAAUUCCAUGUUAAUUCCUUAUUAAUUCCUUGUCAAUAAUGGGAACGAUUCCUGUAUUCCUGUUAAGUUUCCUCGCUGCUACGGUGGCAGGAAUACCAAUGCCUGACGGGGAGAGCCUCGCCACCGACCAAUCAAAUCCGCAGAUAAAUCGCACGGUCGCCGACGUUGUGGAUAUACGUCGCAAGCUGCAGAGUUCGGCAGCAAAUCUAAUCUCUAAAUCUCUAGUGCAUGAUUUAUCAACGUUUAAAUCUGGUCCGGAAGGGCUCUCAGUCUCUAUCAAAUCCAGCGCUGCAUCCAGCGUCCAGCUCAUUCUGGAUGACAGCGUGGUCCAGCACAGUCAGCUGGAUGAUGUCAGCGUAUUUCAGCGCGUGCGUCACGCUAAUGAAGCUCUUGCUAUAAUUGCAACUCCCACGUCUGACGUGUGGCUGACACGGCUGAACGUGUCAGCUACUGCAGCGAGUGUGACGCUGACGUCGCUAGCGUCGCUGCGGCCAGCGUCAGCGAACGUCACCAGCGUCAGCACUGGGCUCGUGGUGGGUAGUGUGCUAUUCUACAGCACCGCUUCACCCGCCCCGGGGGGCUACCGUGUCCAGCUUGACGCCCUCAACCUCGCCGACAUGAGGAACUUGAACAUUAAAAAUUGGGUUGACAUAUCAUCAGGGAGGCCGCUGAUGCAUUUCUUCACCGUGGCCGGUCGUGUGUACUUCGUACUUGAGGACAAGUUGUACGUUUAUAAGGACGGUUUAUUCGACCGCCUUAACCAUGAAAUGCUGGACACUCGCUACGCAACCAGCAUAACUGGCUUCAACCAGGACAAUGAGUAGUACAUAGUUGUGGGCAUGGACCAGGGGGUGGAAUCUCCGGUGUACGUUUUUGACCCUCUAACGUCAACGUUACAUCUAAUACAAAAACUUGCGAC